AUGACUCCUUUAAUUUACUUUGUCACUUUAGCGUUGCUAGGACAGGCUAGGUCAGAUGUAGUAGAAUUGAAUUGUAGUGAUAAUGCUACAUGUAUAGAUAAUAUGGCCAAAGAAUUAGUUAGGAGCUUGAGGCAACAGAAGUCUGUUAAGCUAUUCGAUCUUCUCACUGUAGAGCCUUUGGGCAAUAGGCAAGCCAGGUCAAGCAAAGAUCCCUUAACAAAGCUGUUAACCACCCAUGGUAUCAGCUUCGACUGGAAUGACUUCACCUUCAGAUUCUCCAAUCCCGAAGGCAGGAGUGACGCAUUGGAUUUAGAAGUAUUCGAAAGCAGAAGUGUCAAAGAUGAUCCGGAACCACUUCCGAAGAAAGCAACUGGCAAAGAUGAAGACGACGAGAAACACAAAAGACUUCAGAUAAGACCUAUCAAGAGACGAAGACAUAGGCGAAAGGUAAUGCAGGCAGUCAUCCCUCUGCUCUUCGGUAUGAAGUCCGCUGGGGUUGUGAUAUUUGGUCUCUUCAUGGUAUCAGUAAUUACCAUUAAGGCCUUCUUGGCCAGCAAGAUGGCUCUCAUGGUCACCGUGGGAAUGGCUAUGAAGAAAUUAUACGAAAGCUAUAGCACCGGCAUUGGUUUGCAGAAUCAUCCAUACCUUUACUCGCAAUAUCCGAUCGAUUUUCCAAGCGCAACUUCGCACACAUACUCAGUAGGCGGAAUCAGCCCACAAUUUGGAUCGCCAGAGUUGUACAGCCCCACAGGAUUGGGCUCACAUUCACAUACACAGGAGCUGAUACAGCAAAACGACGCGAGUGCUCAGUCGUCACAACAGGCGCCUACCGUACUUCUUAAUUCAACUCGAGCUGCGGAAAGGUGGGAUGGUAAGUCGAAACUGCUCAGAUAUCUUGAACCCGUGGUUGACAAAAUAAGGAGUUUCGUCGAUCCAAUUGCCAGUGUAUUUUACGACGCCAUGCCAGCAACAUUCAGAGGACUCAAUUCUGCUGUUUCUACAGCUAAGAGUGUAGAACCAGAAGUUGAAGAAAAAGCAAAAUCGCCGAGAGAAUUUCUUAUCCCACAACCACGACAUAUUGCGCAAAGAAAAAUAUCACAUAGAAAACCAGGUACCGGAGACGUCCAAUGUUUUAUGGAACCUCGCGCGCUACUUCAGAUUCCUAUUCGGCCUACCAGAGACGCCGCUGAGCGCUCCAUCAAUGCCCAUGCCUAUGUAUAG
This is a messenger RNA of Danaus chrysippus (African queen), 1221 nucleotides long. The record is from the annotation of a GenBank genome assembly. Lineage: Eukaryota; Metazoa; Arthropoda; Insecta; Lepidoptera; Nymphalidae.